Molecule: messenger RNA, 1160 nt
Organism: Thalassophryne amazonica
Lineage: Eukaryota; Metazoa; Chordata; Actinopteri; Batrachoidiformes; Batrachoididae
Gene: znf511
Product: zinc finger protein 511
Exons: 6
Coding region: 128-1042 (304 amino acids)
Source: RefSeq, a predicted model, not a curated record
AAGAGAGGAGAAAUAGAAACCAAAAUAAAGUAACCGCGACGUCAGCAACUUCACCAAAAAAUCAAACAUGAAAGAUGCUGCAGCCUUUUAACCUAAAUGUAAGAAAGAAAUGUGAACAUCUGACACGAUGUUGCAGUCAGAGCCUGUUGGACGCUUCACAGACGGAGCCAUAAAAACGUAUCUGAGAGGAGGAAAUACACCGGAGGAGGAGGAGGUGGUGAGGAGGAGUAGUGUGGAGGAGACUCCCUUUAACUUCACUCCUCAGCUCCUCCACCUGCACAGAGACCACCGCCUGUUUGAGGACGGGGACAUUCAGAGACACAUGUACCUGCAGGAUGUCUACACCUCAGAGACACAGGAGGACACACCUCAGCUCAGUGUGUCUGAGUUUGCCUGUCACAUCACUGGGUGCAGUGCAGUUUUCAGCACUUUGGAGGACUAUGAGCAUCACUAUAACUCCCUGCACAGGCAGGUGUGCUGCUCCUGCCACCGCUCCCUGCCGACUGCACGGCUCCUGGACAUCCACAUUCAGGAGUGGCAUGACUCGCUCUUCGCUAUCCUUGCACAGAAGCAAGAUAUGUACCAAUGCUUGGUGGAGGGCUGCGGACAGAAGUUCAGGACUGUUAAUCAGAGGAAAGACCAUCUAAUACGAUUUCACAAGUAUCCUCCAGACUUCAGAUUUAACAAAACCAGAAAAGACAAAGGAAGCAGAGAAACGGUCCAACCACAGAGAGACACAGCUAUGGAGGUGACCGACGACGUGUGUGAGUCCGAGGACAUUUAUGAAGUCGUGUGUGAUGUGGCGUCCACCCAACAGGAAGAGGAAUCCAUGGAGACGCCUGUUCCCGAGGAUGAAGCCGCUCCCCUUAAUGAGUCUGCAUCUGCUGAGCAGCAUUCAGAUGUUUCUCCUGCAGUUCACAGCACUGCGAGCUCCGCCGCUACACCUCUGAAGCCAAGAUACUCCUAUAGGGUUCCUGCAGCUGUGUGCUUUGGUCACGGCUCCAUCCGUGGCUUCAGAGCCCCGCGUGGGAGAAGAAAAUGAAACAACAGAAUGGAACUCCAUUUUCUCUUCAUUCAGAUAUCAAUUUUAUUCCAAUGUUGUGUCAGUAAAAAUAAAAUUGACUUUGCUCAAAGUGUUCUUUCCUUUUAAAAUAUGCAUU